Gossypium arboreum is the source of this 2765-nucleotide messenger RNA. Its product is annotated as G-type lectin S-receptor-like serine/threonine-protein kinase LECRK3. Gene Ontology annotation, biological process: protein phosphorylation. The coding region runs from base 178 to 2595 and encodes 805 amino acids. The transcript has a single exon. The record is from RefSeq and is a predicted model, not a curated record. Gene Ontology annotation, molecular function: protein serine/threonine kinase activity; ATP binding. Lineage: Eukaryota; Viridiplantae; Streptophyta; Magnoliopsida; Malvales; Malvaceae.
AAAUGUUGAAAUUUCUACCAUCCAUCUCUAUUUCAGCAAGCCUAUGACAGGACGCAGGAGUUUCUCUUGAUGUAAGCAAAUUCAACAACUUUUGUCAAGUUAUAAGCUUAAAAUAUCUAUCAUUCUUUAGCUUCACUAAUUUGACGAAUCCAUCUAUCCAAAAACUUGUUUCUUCUGAUGGCUUUGGGAAUCUUUCCUCUCAUUGCCUUUCUACUUUUGCUGCCUGUUUGGGCGGAUGCUCAAACUGUUGGUAAUGUAACGGUGGGUGCUUCUCUCUCUGCUCAUGAAAACUCCCAUCCAUGGGUUUCUCCCUCAGGUGAUUUUGCCUUUGGUUUUCACCAACUCAGAAAUAACAAGAAUCUCUUCUUGCUCGCUAUCUGGUAUAAUAAAAUACCAGAAAACACUCUUGUUUGGUAUGCAAAUGGCGACAGCCCCGCACCAAGGGGAUCAAAGUUACAGCUUGCUGACAGAGGGUUUGUUCUUAAUAGUCCCCAAGGGGAACAGCUAUGGAAUAGUGAGACCAGGAGUGGGGUUGUUGAUAGCGGUAUUAUGGAUGACAGUGGUAAUUUUAAGCUUCUUGGAGGUAGUUCUAUACUUUGGGAGAGCUUCAAAGAUCCUGCGGAUACUGUGUUGCCAUCACAGAUACUUGAUAGGGGGGUAGCCCUUUCGUCCCGGCAAUCGGAGACCAACUUUUCCAAGGGGAGGUUUCAAAUGGUUUUGCAAUCAGAUGGUGAUCUUGUUCUUGCUACCGUAAACUUGCCUAGUAAACAUGUUAAUGACCCUUAUUAUAAAAGUGGGACUGCUGGAGAUCCCAAUUUAUCCAGUCCUGGUUUCCAAUUAGUCUUCAAUGAAUCAGGCUACUUGUUUGUUUCAAGAGAAAAUGAAGAAAGAUCCGUUCUAACACCUACAAUAACAGGCUCAGCUAAAGACUUUUACUACAGAGCAACUCUCGAUUUCGACGGAGUUUUCACACUAUACUCUCACCCUAAGGCUUCCACCGGAAAGAUUGCAAGCUGGACUGCUCUUUGGUCUGAGCCUGAUAAUAUUUGCACAGCAGCUCCUGUUGGUGCAAGUAGCGGCGUCUGUGGUUUCAACAGUAUAUGCAGUCUCAACGCGGAGAAGAGGCCGAGUUGUGGAUGUCCCAGGAGUUAUACUUUAAUUGAUCCAAGUAACCAGUAUGGCAAUUGCAAGCCUAACUUCACUCAGAAUUGUGAACAAGAACGAGCUCCUGCGGAAGACCUGUAUGAGUUUGAAGAGCUUACAAAUGUGGAUUGGCCACUAGCUGAUUAUGCACUCUUGGAGCCUUUUACUGAAGAUCAAUGCAGAGAAUCUUGCUUGCAUGACUGUAUGUGUGCCGUUGCCAUUUUUAGACUAGGUGAUAAGUGUUGGAAGAAGAAGCUACCACUGUCAAAUGGAAGACUCGAUCCCGGUCUUGAUGGUGGAAAAGCUCUUCUCAAAGUUAGGAAAGAGGGUCGACCUCCCUUCUGUCCUUAUUUUCCCAAUCAAGAAACGCAGAAGAACAAGAACAAGGAAACUCUGACCCUUGCAUUAUCAGCACUUGGUGGCUCUGUAUUCUUGAAUUUCAUUUUGAUUGCUGUGACUUGUCUAGGAUUUUACUGUAUCUACCAAAAGAAACAAAAACCCUUGCCAGUGAAUGAAGUUAUCGUGGAAACAAAUUUGCGGUCUUUUACUUACAAAGAGCUUGUGGAUGCUACAAAUGAGUUCAAAGAAGAAUUAGGAAGGGGAGCUGUCGGCAUUGUUUACAAAGGGACAUUACAAAUGAGUUAUGUCACUCAGGUUGCUGUGAAAAGAUUGAUCAAUACUUUGGUACAGGGUCAUCAUGACAAAGAAUUCAAGACUGAAGUGAAUGUAAUCGGUCAAACGCAUCACAGGAACCUCGUCCGAUUGCUCGGAUUCUGUGAUGAUGGAGAUAAUAGGUUACUGGUUUAUGAGUACUUGAGCAAUGGCAGUCUAGCAAGCUUCCUUUUCGGUGGCUCAAGGCCUAGUUGGAACCAAAGAAUUCAGAUUGCUUUGGGGAUUGCAAGAGGGCUCCUCUACUUGCAUGAAGAAUGCAGCACGCAGAUUAUUCACUGUGAUAUAAAGCCUCAGAACAUUCUGCUAGAUGAGCAUUACAAUGCAAAGAUUUCAGACUUUGGAUUGGCAAAGCUUUUGGUAAUGAACCAGAGCCAUACCAAUACCGUUAUUCGAGGAACCAAAGGAUACGUGGCAGCGGAGUGGUUUAGGAACCUGCCGAUAACCGUGAAGGUGGAUGUUUAUAGCUUUGGAGUGCUGCUGCUGGAACUCACUUGUUGCCGAAGAAGUGUAGACAUGGAGAGCGACAUGGAAGAGAAAGCAAUUUUAACUGAAUGGGCUUAUGACUGCUACUGCGGAGGCACAUUAGAUGCACUAGUUGAAAACGACAUUGAUGCCUUGAAUGACAUAGCAAAAGUCGAAAGGUUUGUGCAAGUUGCCAUCUGGUGUAUUCAAGAAGAUCCAUCGCUCAGACCUAACAUGAGAGCAGUCUCACAGAUGCUUGAAGGAGUUGUGGAAGUCCCCAUUCCACCAUGCCCAUGUCCAUAUGCUUUCACUGCAUGAAUUUCUGUCAAUCUUUUGUUUAAAUAUGUCUAAUUAAUGCUGCAAAAGGAAUAAGUUGUUAGUUUCAAUAUGUCUGAACGCUAUUCUAGGGAUAAGUUUUAGUUUAGGCUUUUUUGUUGCCCUAUCUAAAGGAGAUUUAUGAAGCAAUAGAUCUGAGUUUCCUUGAAUAA